AUGUACCAGAGGCUAAAUGACAGAAGGGAAAAGGUAGAGAAGGAGAAGAGAGGGAGGCCGUUCAGACUCAGGCGACACAUAAAGGAAUCAGUGCUCUUCCUCUCACCAGCUAAAGGGAGACAGCGAUCAGUGCUCACUGCUCAGGCGUCACUUAAGCGACCAUCGAUCGAGGCUGUUAAGACUUUUGUUUCAGGCGGCAGUCACUGCUCAGGCGGCACUCAAGCUGUUCAGACUCAGGCGGCACUCAGACUUAUGCUCGAUGCAACAGUGCUCUUCUGA
Molecule: messenger RNA, 279 nt
Organism: Ilex paraguariensis (yerba mate)
Lineage: Eukaryota; Viridiplantae; Streptophyta; Magnoliopsida; Aquifoliales; Aquifoliaceae
Source: the annotation of a GenBank genome assembly